CGAUUCGUUCACCAUCAGCUCAUCUCUGGGCGGAACCCAAACAGACAGUUCCCUGUUUCUGGGGGGACUUUGAAAGCUCCAGCUGACAGGUGGACAUGGCAUCCACGAUCCAGAACCCCGACGUGAAGCAGAAAGACCCUGAUCGGGUGCUGGUUGUGGCGGUGACGUCUCGUGAGGUGUUUGAAACAGGAGCUGAUGAGGGGCAUUUAGCUUUGAAGGAGGACAUGUCAACCCAGCUGCUACAGCUGCUGCACGAAAUGAAUAAACGCAUGGAGCAGGAGAAUCUUGAAGAGACGCCACAGUUUGAUGUCAUCCUGAUAACCACGGACAGCGAGCAGCAGCAGCAGAGCUCCAGCAUCAUCAGCAGCACUAAGCAUCACGGUCUUGAAAUCAGCAGCUUCUGUUUUGCCAACGAGGAGACUUUCGUGGAGAGUUUGCAGAAGAAUAACGUUCAGCUCUUCCUGACGACAGACCGGAGCGAGGCUUCGGAGGCGAUGCAGGAAGGCGUUCUCUCUGCUCUCCUGGAUCAUCGCGUCGCCUCCACUCCAUCAGAUCAGCUCAGGAUAAUGUUCUGUGAGGACGCCGUCAUCCAGCCGGACACCGGCCUGAAGCCUGCGAGUCGACAGGCCCUUCAGAGCUUGGCGUCUCAGCUGGGUGCGAUGCGGCGGCGGUUCAGCCUGAGCGACAGCCCUCUCUGCUUCAUCCUGGUGACGACGCACGGCAGCAAGGAGAGCUGCGCCAAAUCCCUGCUGACCCUGCGCUCCAGCGGCAUCAGCGUGGACGAGGCGUACUGCCUGGCCGGAGCCCCGCGGGACCCCAUCAUGUCCCUGCUCCGCUCUCACUUCACCAUCAGGAUCAGCUUCAGCGACCCGGAGGAGUGAGGAUGACGUCCGGUGACCUCACCUUCCACCUGAACUCUCACAGAUACAGGCUUCAGGUGGUUUAAACGACACUAUGAUGACGCCACAUUCAUUUUUUUAUACUCCAGAGAAAUGUCAACGCUAAUCUUUCAAAAUAAAAUCAUCAAAACACCUGUA
Messenger RNA from Notolabrus celidotus (New Zealand spotty), 1037 nucleotides. RefSeq names its product cytosolic 5'-nucleotidase 1B. Gene Ontology annotation, cellular component: cytoplasm; cytosol. The record is from RefSeq and is a predicted model, not a curated record. The transcript is spliced from 7 exons. Bases 96 to 881 code for a protein of 261 amino acids. Gene Ontology annotation, molecular function: 5'-nucleotidase activity; nucleotide binding; magnesium ion binding. Lineage: Eukaryota; Metazoa; Chordata; Actinopteri; Labriformes; Labridae. Gene Ontology annotation, biological process: adenosine metabolic process; nucleotide metabolic process.